Melanaphis sacchari is the source of this 1110-nucleotide messenger RNA. Its product is annotated as PRADC1-like protein. The record is from RefSeq and is a predicted model, not a curated record. The transcript has 5 exons. The coding region runs from base 231 to 851 and encodes 206 amino acids. NCBI's taxonomy places the organism in Eukaryota, Metazoa, Arthropoda, Insecta, Hemiptera, Aphididae.
UUAUCUUAACGUGUUUACAUGUAUCGUGUGUAGAUUUCAUUUGUGGAGUGUUCGAACGGUUAAUUUUUUUUUUUUGUGAAUACCGAAUAAUGAUACCUAAUUAACGUCUCUCCGAAAAUGAAACGCUAACAUAUGUUCAAAAUGCUCACUGUAAAGGACGCGAUCGAUUUAGAGUUGUGCGCCGACGAACCGUUCGCUAAUGUGUUAGUUGUUGUGCCGUAGCAACGAAAAUGAUUUUAAUACGAAGAGCGGUCUUCAUCGUAAACACUUUGCUGCUGUGCGUCUUGUCGAUUUUCAACAUUUAUUUCACGAAUGGAGACAUGACCAUUGUCGAUGUCAAAGAAUUUGAAUAUGGAGGUGAUAUAUUUUUUGAGAUAUCGCAUCCACCGGAACUACAGUACACAUAUCGCAUAAGGCCGGCCAAAAGCUUUGGUAUCCCUUUUGACAAAGAAAAGUUUCCAACUAAAAAAACAAAAUUGGUUCUUGUCGAUCCUCAGCAUGGUUGCGAAACGCCUAAAAAUGCAAAGCAACUUCAAGGAAAUGUUGCAUUUGUGAAAAGAGGUGUUUGUAGUUUCUUAAAGAAAACCGUGAUAUCAGAAAUAUCUGGAGCAAAAGCUAUCGUUAUUACAGAUAACAACAUUUAUGACGAUACGGCGUACAUACACAUGAUUGAUGAUGAAAGUGAUUUGACUGCCAACAUUCCAGCUGGUUUCCUUGUUGGAAAGUCUGGGCAUUUAAUACACUCUAAAAUGACUGAACUCAUGAUGACAGAACUACCUAUUGUUUUUCCAAUAAACAUGACCUAUGUACCGAUACAUGAAAUCAAUCAACCACCAUGGAUAUCAAUUUGAAUUGUAUGCAUUCAAUUCAAAUCUAGACUGAAAAUCCCUCCAUGUAUUAUAUUAUGAUAUUUAUGUUUAAUUGACUAAACAAAUAUCUCAUGUGUCAGAAAAUAAUUGCAGAAAACUGUGGACCUAAUUUAAAAAAAAUUUUAACUAUCAUUAACUAUAAAUAUGCUGUUUAUGUAAAUGUAUAACAUUAUUCGGUUAUUUUAUUACAGGGUUAUAUUAAACAGGGAGUUAUUUACAAUAUAAAUAUGUAAUUUUUAAA